CUUUUAGAGGGCAAAAAGAUGAACCUUUCGUGGACAUUCUUCCAGGGGAUAGAAAAACGGAUAGCAGGCAGUCGAAUGGGCCAGUACGUAUAGCUGUCUCUUCUAAGAUGUGUAAGGUAUCAAGCCACGAACCAUGAAAAUGAAAAAAAAUCUUGAUGACUAUUCAGCGCUCCCAAGGAUUAGGAAAGAGAAAGAAAAAGAUAAAAAGCAGUUUCUAGUUCACCGAAGGGAAAGUUGCAUUUCUCGUGGAGAAGGUUUCGUCUCGUGUGAAAACUCUAUCUAAAAACGAAUACUAACUUCAGCACGACAAGACGCGAGGACUUGUACUUCGGCUUCACGACCACGACACACACUACAAAAAUGAAGGGUCUCGCAGUCCUCGCCGUCGCCACUGGCGCUGCCGUCAUUGCUUUCAAAAUCCAAGAAAGAAAAGUUGAAGCCGGAGUAGGUAUUGAAGAUUUUUAACCACAGGGGACCAUAGAUACUUCUUAACCACCAUAGAUACGUUUUAACUCAUACUCAGUAGAGCCUCUUUUUGUAGUUGAGGGGACGAGAGGUCUAAUGGUCCUUGUAUCGUGACACACCCUUUCUAAAAACAGGUGACUUGUUGAAAACGUUUAUCGAGUUCAAGAAGCAAGACUGUACCAACGGUCUCAACACGAUCACCCUCAAGUUGAAUAUUAUGGCUGGAUAAAAUCAGAGCCAGGCAGUUACUCGUAGCUGCUACGUGGUUGGAAUGAAUGAAAUCCAAGAAGGUAGAAGUGGUUUCGAUUUCGGCUCCAAUAUCUGUUUCGUGUAGAUUAUUCCUAAAAACUCUUUUUUUACUAUUUUUCUGAUUUCGUCUCCUAUUUUACAUGUGAUUGCGCUAGUAUCGAAGUGAGAAAUUGCGUAUACUCGCGUCCGAUUUUUCCUAUAAUUUAGAUUUCUUAGGAAAACCAAAAACGCAGCAGCUAUUCUACAUAGAAUUGUACCAGUUGAUGUUAGAUACAGGAUUACACCAGGUAGAAACAGAAAGAUGAUUCGACAACAGCUACAUGAUCACGAUCUUCCUUUUUGAUGAACAACAUGAACAUCCCAAGUUUUGACUUUCUAAUUUUUCACUGCAAUCCUCGCCCAUUACGUCCGACAAGCUGACGCCAGCCAACAGAAACGGUGCUGGGAUCGCCCUCGAUUCCCAGGACAAGAUCGCUCAGGCAGCCGCGAACGAAUGCUACGUCGAGCCGGAUUGCGGUGGUUUCGUUUAUGAAGAUUUGAUGAAUUAACUAGGAUGUAUAAGAUUUUCUUGGUCUUUGAUGAGGGUGGACGAUUGAAAUUCAGAAAAUUUAGAAUUCUUGUUUAUCGACUCGUGGAGAAUGGCGUAGCAUGAUAGAGUUUGCUUAGAGCUAUUACCCUCUAAUGUGGCUACUUCCUGCAAGAUAUGCAAGGAAAAACCUUCAAGACCCCGGCUGGAACGCUGACAAGGGAUGUAGCAGCCGGAGAAGUUAUGAUGAUGAUGAUGAUGUACAGAAGUUUGUAAAUGUAAAUCUACAAGAGAAUAGUUUCAGAAGCAAAGUUUAAACUUUUGAAUUAUCUAGAUUCUUGUCCUUCUUCUAGUUUCGGGGACGAUCGCAGAGUGAUCCAAUCCACACCCAUCCCCGAAAACGCUGUGAAUGAUAACCUGAUACCACAACCACGACCUAUCAACGAUCAUAACGCUUUUAGAAGUAAUACAUAGAAGAUCGACCUCCCGCACGCGGACGCGCACCUGCUCUAAGCGUAUGUACUUCCUGCGAAGUGACGCGUCGUGCACCCAGAUCGACCCGGCAACCAAUAAGACGAGUUGUGUCCGCGCCAGUCACUGUGUGGAGGAUGCCACGGAGACUACUUACAUCCAAAAGGUACUAUUCGGAGUUUGUAUUCUUUUUGUAGAAAAUGUGGUCGUAGGUGAACAGAGUUUCUUAAUCUCUUUUGAAAUUUGAUUUUAGAAAAUCCAUGAUGAACAUAUUUUUUUCCUAGAACUUCUUUCAUGUAAGAAUCUAAAUUUUCUAAAACCUCUAUAUCACAGGAUAUCAUCACGGUCGACGAAGCCAUGAUGGGUCAGGCAGACACGGUGACGGUCACCGGUACGACGGCUGCCACUCCGUCGGGUAACUCGACUAGUUUGUAA
Molecule: messenger RNA, 2146 nt
Organism: Amoebophrya sp. A25
Lineage: Eukaryota; Dinophyceae; Syndiniales; Amoebophryaceae
Source: the annotation of a GenBank genome assembly